AUGAGAGUGGACUCGAAGUCAAACGGUAGAACGGUUUACAAUUUACCAAUUACAAGUUCAAUAGCACUUACUUUCAACUUCAAUGGAGCGACUGUUAGUUUGGACUUUUCACUAACCGAUCAUCAAUUAGAUCCAAAGCAGAGAAGUGAAACGUGUGUUUGCCUCAUAAUGAGUAGCAACAAAGAAAAUACGAAAAUAACGCUUUGA
Clunio marinus is the source of this 207-nucleotide messenger RNA. The record is from the annotation of a GenBank genome assembly. Lineage: Eukaryota; Metazoa; Arthropoda; Insecta; Diptera; Chironomidae.